Messenger RNA from Ichthyophthirius multifiliis, 582 nucleotides. RefSeq lists its product as hypothetical. The record is from RefSeq and is a predicted model, not a curated record. The transcript has 3 exons. NCBI's taxonomy places the organism in Eukaryota, Ciliophora, Oligohymenophorea, Hymenostomatida. Gene Ontology annotation, molecular function: ubiquitin protein ligase activity. Gene Ontology annotation, biological process: Notch signaling pathway; protein ubiquitination. Gene Ontology annotation, cellular component: nucleoplasm.
UGUCAAUGCGAACUAUUUGAAAAUAUAGAAAACUAUUCUCAUGAAUAAUUCAUAUAAUAACUAAAAGAAAGCGAUAAAGAUGUAAUAGGAUUAGAACAUUGUGAUGGACAUUAUUUUCAUUUAGAAUGCAUUUCUUAAAUGGUCUCUGAGACAUAUACCAAAUGUCCUAUUUGCUCUAAAAUAUAUGGUGUUAUGAUUGGUGAUUAACCUGAUGGUAAAUUAAAAAUUAAUUUAAGAAAUUUCUCUUGUGAUGGCUAUGAAAAUUAUAAAACUAUUAUUAUGGAUAUGGAUAUGUAUGCAACUGUAAAGAAUGGUAUACAUAUUUCUCCUACUUAUAGAGUUGCUUAUCUUCCUGAUACAGAAGAAGGUAGAGAAGUAAGAGAUUUGAUAAAACUAGCUUUCGAAAGAAAACUUAUUUUUACGAUUGGAAGAAGUGUUACUACAGGAAAAGAUAAUAGAAUUGUUUGGAAUGGAAUUCAUAUGAAAACUAAUACAAACGGAGGAAGUGCUAAUUUUGGCUAUCCUGAUGAGACUUAUUUAAAAAGAGUAAAAUAAGAAUUAACAUUAAAAGGAAUAUAUUGA